AUGGUGUCAAGCGAGCAUCGAACGGGUUUGUUCGUGACAGUGCCUCUCUACUUCGUCGUCUUGGCCUGUUGCGCGAUUUGGGCAAACCGGAAGAACCGGCAGGAAGGUCACCAGACGGAUCGUUUGAGCAGCCACUAUCUGGGCGGUAGAUCCAUUGGACCUCUUCUCAGCGCGGGCACUGUCUUUGCCAGCUUCUUCAGCGGGUAUACCAUUGUUGGAAUACCCACUGAAGCAUUCAAAAAUGGCUUCCUUGCUUUCCGCUGGGUUGCUAUGGCCUUGGCGGUUGUCACGGGCAUGUCGGGCACGGUGCUCCGACUUCGCAAGGCCGCUCUCGUCCGCAAUCACAAGACUCCCGUUGACUUUGUGACCGAUAGGUUCCAGAGUCAAAUCCUCCGAUACACGCUCCUCGUGCUUCAGAUCGUCCCUUCCUUGUUCUAUACCACCGCUCAGGUGAUUGCCCUCAAGACAACCUGCAACAGCAUCUUUGGACUCCCCCCCGACACGGUCUAUCCGGUGCUUCUUAUCGUUAGUGUCACCCUCAUGUUCGAGUGGAUCGGUGGUUUGCGCUGCGUCGCUAUGACGGACUGCAUCCAGGCCAGUAUCAUGAUCGUUGCAUACUUUGUGUUGCCGCUCAUCAUUGUCAGGAACUACGGUGGCUGGCAGGCUCUCUCUCUGGAUACGUACCCUCGCCCCGACUUUUACCAGACACCGUCAUGGGAAGAUCAGAUGGACUUUUGGCAGUUCGCGCUGUCCACCUUCACCUUUUUCACGUUACCCCACCUUAUGCAACGCGCUUAUGCCGCUCGAGAUCUUGUCUCCCUUCGAACGGCCUACGUGUCCAUGACCGGUGGUAUGUGGCUCCUCAUGUUUGGUGGUGUGUUCAUUGGAACGGUCGGGGUUGCGAUUGUUCCGGACGAUGGAGAAGCCAUUGUCAAUCCGCUGGCUGCCAUUUUGGAAGAGAUAAUGAACCUUGGUGGUUUCCCCCUCUUGAUCGGCCUGAUCACUAUCACUGCAAGCUUGGCCGCAAUCAUGAGCACAGUUGAUUCCUUGCUGGUGGCCAUCAGCCAACUGGUGACUGAAGAAGUUGCCUAUCCUCUCUAUCCUAACGCCACGCCGGACAAAAUGGCCUGGGUUGGCAGAGCGGUGUCGUUUGUUGCGAUUGUCAUUGCAACCGUACUGGGACUCACUUGGGACGAUGGCAUCACGCACCUGGCCAACAUCAACUUUCAGCUCUCGUUUCAGACCCUUUUCAUCUUCAUGAUUGGUCUCUUCGCCACUCCCGAGCUCGACUGCCACCCUUGGAGCCUUGCUGCUGGGGCCAUCACGAGCACGAUCUACAUUUUCUGUAUCUACUUCGCUCACAUUCGCAACUGCGAUAACUGCGGCAGCCUCAACGCAGGUAUCACAGGAAUCCUCUUUCAACUUGGAGUCCUCGCCAUCGCGGAAGGUGGUCGUCGGUUGUACCUACCGGAGCACAGCAGCAGCCCACUGGAUGGCCCUGGCGCCUUGAUCUUUCCUAACAGACCGAGCUGGGAUCUUCCAAGGCGAGCUCGCUUUGGAGAGAAGCCUCUGACACCCAAGCUGUUGUGGAAAAUGAUGGAGGGUACCGACGAAGCUCUUACGAAUCCUUGGUAUGGCAGCUUUAUGUUUGUUACCAUCUCAAUCAUUACGCCAUUCGUGGCCGGAGGACUGCCUAGAGACACCGCAGCACUCGGCGAAACCGUCGUCAACGGGCUUCCCUGGUGGGCCGUCAAGAUGUUUUUUAUGGCCUUGAUUCCAACGCUGGUCCUCUUGUUUGUGUUGGUUCGCAUGCCAAACAAGUAUAUGCACCCAGGAUGGCGUCGUCAAAACAGUGAUGAAGAGAAUAACACUAUGCUCUCUGGUGCGACCGACCCUGAUGUUAUGGAGUUAACACGCGAAGAGCUUGGCCAUCGCACAGAAUAUGACGGAAGGAACGAGCUCGUCUAUCGACGUCGGAUGCAGAUAUUGGAAAAGCUCGGCAUUUCUCCCACGGAAAUUGACGACGUGAUCAGCGCUACGCGGCGUUCGGAAGAGAGGAUCGAACAUCCAGUUGUUAUCGAAGACGAACCAACCAUCGAGGUGUCUGGAACACUGUUGCGUGUUUGA
Messenger RNA from Seminavis robusta, 2127 nucleotides. The record is from the annotation of a GenBank genome assembly. NCBI's taxonomy places the organism in Eukaryota, Bacillariophyta, Bacillariophyceae, Naviculales, Naviculaceae.